This is a messenger RNA of Thermothelomyces thermophilus ATCC 42464, 822 nucleotides long. RefSeq names its product methyltransferase-like protein. The record is from RefSeq and is a predicted model, not a curated record. Lineage: Eukaryota; Fungi; Ascomycota; Sordariomycetes; Sordariales; Chaetomiaceae. Gene Ontology annotation, molecular function: S-adenosylmethionine-dependent methyltransferase activity. The transcript is spliced from 2 exons. The annotation marks the transcript as partial.
AAGGCCGGCGACUGGGAUAGGUUCGCAGAAACGUACAAGCAAAUCACGGAGAGCACCAACAUCAAGCCCGUCGGUGCCAUCCUUGACCGCCUCAAUGCUCUGUGGCCGUUCAAGGAUGCGACCGGGUUCCUGGACAACGGCUGCGGGCCGGGAACCAUCAUGGCCAGGCUGAUCGACGUGUACGGUACCAGCCUUCCCCCCUCGUGCUCCCUGCUAUGCACCGACUACUCCCCCGCCAUGAUCAAGCAGGUGGAAGCGGCCCGGGAGAAGCAGGAGCCGGCUUCCCUCUGGGCCAGGGUCGAUGCCCGGGUUCUAGAUGCACUCGACCUGAGGGGCAUCGGCGACAACUCGCUCAGUCAUGUUGCCGCUGGACUGCUCUACAACUUGACUACGGACCCCCACAAGUGCCUGACCGAGUGCAGACGGGUGCUCCAACCGAACGGGGUCUUGGCCGCGUCGGCAUGGGAGGGGAACGAGUGGCUCGAGAUGAUGCAGGUCCUCCCGAUCAUCAAACCGGAGCUCAAGAGCGCCGUGAAGGCGAAGUGGACCAGCGUCUCGGCUAUGAAGGCCGACUUGGCGGCCGCGGGCUUCCGCGACGUGGAGGUCGAGUCGGUCCCGGUCCAGGUCCCCUUUGAGUCGCACGACUUGUUCGUCGACACCCUGCUGACCUACCAACCGCGCAUGACGGCUUUGCUGAGGGACUUUACCGAGCAGGAAAAGGCCACCUUGAGGAAGCUCCUCAUCGAAGAGAUGAAAGUCUACUGUCCAACCGAGCCGGGGGCGUUGAACGGGGUGGUGCUCGUGGCAACGGGUUGUAAAUAG